AUGGUUCAAAGUGUGGCAAUAAUUGGAGCAGGCAGUUCUGGUCUGAUCUGUAUCAAGACCUGUGUGGAUGAGGGGCUCGAGCCCGUCUGCUUUGAAAGCAGUGAUGACAUUGGGGGCCUGUGGAAUUUUAAGGAGACACCUGAGCCAGAGCAAUCCGGCAUCUACCACUCCUUGGUGGUAAAUACCUCCAAAGAAAUGAUGUGUUUCAGUGACUUUCCCAUGCCUGCUGACUAUCCAAACUACAUGCAUAACUCCCAGCUUCUGCAGUACCUCAGGCUCUAUGCUGAACAUUUUGACCUGCUCAGAUACAUUAAGUUUCAGACCACAGUGAAGCGUGUUUCACAAAGGCCAGAUUUCUCUCUGUCCGGUCAGUGGGACAUAGUGACCAUAAACAGCAAUGGAGAGGAAGAACGGCACAUCUUUGAUGCCGUUCUGGUGUGCUCAGGUCACUACACCCAUCCAGUCUUACCGUUGACUGACUUUCAAGGGCAUGAAACUUUUUCUGGCAGGUGUCUUCACAGCUGGGAAUAUAAAGAUGCAGAUGUCUUCAGAGGAAAGAGGGUGGUGGUGGUUGGCAUUGGCAAUUCUGGAGGAGAUAUUGCUGUGCAGAUUAGCAGAUCUGCCAAGAAGACCUUUCUCAGUACACGCCAAGGGGCCUGGGUAGUUGGCAAGAUGUCCACCAGUGGUCUUCCUAUCGACAUGGCAGGAAUUAAGAGGAUCAACAAUAUCCUCAACUGGCUGCUACCCAACACUUUGGUCAACUGGGCAGUAGAGAGAGCACUGAACAAAAAAUAUGACCACAGAUUGUACGGUCUAAAACCAAAACACAGACCUAUGGAUAGAAAGCUUUUGAUCAAUGACGAUCUCCCUGGCCAAAUCCUUCAGGGGGCACUAGCCAUGAAGCACAAUCUGAAAGGGUUCAAGGACUCAGGAGUUGUAUUUGAAGAUGGCACAGUGGAGGAGAACAUUGAUGCUGUGGUGUUUUGCACAGGUUAUGUUGCAAAGUUCCCAUUCCUGCCCUCAACUCUGUCAGGACCCAAUGAAGAGGUGACACUGUACAAGAGACUGUUUCCUCCUUCCCUGCAACAUCCCACACUGGCCAUCAUGGGACUUUUCCAAUUAAAAGGUCCAAUCAUGCCUACAGUAGAAAUGCAGGCACGGUGGGCUGUUAGGGUCUUUUUAGGUCUGAGUCGUCUUCCAUCGAAGGAGAAAAUGCUGGAUGUCAUUGAGUCUGAAAGGAGGAAAAACAUGCAAAGCUAUCCCUGUCCAAAAAAGGCUGCUCUACAGGUAGAUUACAUCUCAUAUCUGGAUUUUAUGGCUGGGGAGGUAGGUGUUCGACCAAAACUCCUGAGACUUUUUCUGAGCGAUCCUAUGCUCUGGGCAAAGGUCUUCUUUGGUCCCUGCACUCCUUUUCAGUAUCGUCUCAGUGGACCUGGAAACUGGCCCGGUGCCAGACAAGCUAUCCUCACUCAGUGGGAGCGAGUUGCUCAGCCAUUCAGAACUAGAGAAGUACCAGAGAAGACCAGCAGAUUUGCUUUGUGCUCUCUAUUGCUGCUCAUAUUUGCAGGAACUGUGAUCAUGGCUGUGCUUCUGUCCAGAAACAAGAUCUGAAAGGUGCUACUGGGUGAUGAGCCUGCAGAGGAGGACAGAGGGACCUGAGGCCACUGAGGCUCACAGAUGCCAAAAAACUGAAUCACAAAAAAAAAAAAGUUUUAACAUCAUGCACAUCGCAGUACAGUUGGAACAAGAUAAACGAUUAUUACGUGGUUCAAAUAAACUUGGAUCAGUUAAAGCGUGAAAGCAAAAGCAAGUCAAUAGAGACAAAAGAUAACUGAAUAUGAUUUUUUAUUAAAUGUUUAAUGAUACAUAACAAUACAUCACAUGAAUUCUGAUUAACUUUUCUGUAACAUCACUCCUUAAUAUGUCAAAUGGCCUGCAGUUCAUAACAAGCUCCACGGGGUGUAGAUGCAUCACCAAAUGCAGAUCUUAAUGUAGAUGCACCAUCAAAUAUCUUUGUUUACUUAAGCAACUUUUUUUUUAAUUAUAUUUUUGAGUUUCUAUUAAAGACACAAAUGAUUUUUUUAAAUUAAGUAUCAGUUUCUUACAGAGUGAGAAGAAAUUUGACAGAAAUGCAAACUGUCAUUUCUACAUGUAAACCUACUCAUAUAAGGUGUUAUGUAAAGGAUGGCAUGCACUGUAACACUGAAGGAUGAAAACUCAUUUUUGCAAAAAGAUAUUAUCGCAUUUAGUAUUGAAGAUGAUGGCUGAGCGUAACAUUUAACAUAU
Messenger RNA from Archocentrus centrarchus (flier cichlid), 2286 nucleotides. RefSeq names its product dimethylaniline monooxygenase [N-oxide-forming] 5-like. Gene Ontology annotation, molecular function: NADP binding; N,N-dimethylaniline monooxygenase activity; flavin adenine dinucleotide binding. Bases 1 to 1611 code for a protein of 536 amino acids. Lineage: Eukaryota; Metazoa; Chordata; Actinopteri; Cichliformes; Cichlidae. The record is from RefSeq and is a predicted model, not a curated record. The transcript is spliced from 10 exons.